Paramecium primaurelia is the source of this 2249-nucleotide messenger RNA. Lineage: Eukaryota; Ciliophora; Oligohymenophorea; Peniculida; Parameciidae. The record is from the annotation of a GenBank genome assembly.
AUGAUCAUUUAUAAAGGGAACCACUAGAUUUCUAUGAUAAAAUACAUGAAAUGUAUAAAUAAACUAUUUUUUCUUAUACUUGUAAAGGUUGAUACAACAUAAUAAUUAAAAUUAGGAAUAUCACUAGAUUAUUUAUAAAAAUACAAAGAUGCCAUUACUUGUUAUGAUCAAGCUCUUAAAUUGAAUCCUCUCAAUCAGGAAUCAUUUAAAAAUAAAGGUAUCCCUAUUAUCAAUGUAUAAUUAGGGAUUUCUUUAUCUUAACUUGGAUUCCAUGAAAAAUCUCUUUAUUUUUAUAAUUAAUCUAUAUCGCUGAAUCAGUAAGACACAGAGGCAUACUAUCGAAAAGGUAUAAGAAUUAUUAAUUCAAGGAAUUUCAUUACAUUCUUUAAAUAGAUAUGAAGAAGCUCUAGAAUCUUAUGAUUAGGCUCUAAAAUUGUCCUCUUAAUUUGCUUAAAAAAACGAAGGUACUAAAACAUUACUCAUUUUUAGGAAAUAUUUAGUUUUCAAACUCAGAUAAGAAUAAAAAUAAAUAUGAAAAUCUCAUUUCAUCUUAUAAUGAAUUCCUUUUAUAAAAUCCAAAACAUUUCUAAACAUAUAUUAAUAAAGGUAUAAUAUCAUCCUAAUUUUGAGGAAUAUUAUUAAACUAAUUAGAGAGAUAUGAGGAGGCUUUGAUAUGCUUUAAUUAAGCUAUCCAUAUAAAUUCAAAGAGCUUUGAAGCAUUAAAUGGCAAAGGUAGUAUAAUAAAAAUAUUCUAUUAGGAGUUUCAUUACAUCAUUUAAAAAGAUAUUAAUAAGCUAUUGAUUGCUUUGAUAAAGCUCUAAAAUUGAAUGCUGAAGAGAUGAAGCUAUUUGUUAAUAAAGGUAAAUAAGGCAAUUUAUAGUUAAAUUUAUUUUAGGAAUUAGCUUAACUCAAUAAAAUAGGUAUUAAGAAGCAAUAACUUGCUAUGAUAAAGCUAUCAUGUUAAGUAGUAACUUCCUUAACUUUUUUAUUUAAAAAGGUAUUACAUUUAUUGUAUUUUAAUAAGGAAUUCAAUUAAAAGACAUAAUACUUUAUAGAAAUGCAAUAGAAAAUAUCAAAGCUGAAUGUAAUAGCUUUGUUGAAUCUUUUAGAAUUCCAGGAUAAAUAAGAAUAAUUAAAUUUAACAUUAACAUAGUCUGAUUAGUAGGUUAAUACUUUUAAAUAAAUUGAUAAGAUAUAUAUUAAUAAAGGUAAUAAUUAUUUGUUUAAUUAGGGCUAACAUUAAAUUAAUUAGAACACUAUGAAGAGGCUAUAUAUUGUUAUGAUUAGGCGUUAAAAAUAAAUGCUAUUGAUUCCAAUUCUUAUAUUUAAAAAGGUAUACUAAUAAAAAUCAUAAGGAAUUACUUUAUGUUACUUAAAACGAUUUGAAGAGGCAAUUGCUUGCUACGAUUAAGCUACAAAAUUAGAUUAAAAAAAUAAAUAGUGUUAUCUAAACAAAGGUAUACAUCUAAAUUACUACAAAUUUUAAGGAAUGGCAUUAAAUUAGUUAGAUUAAUACUAAGAGGCUAUUGUUUGUUUUAAUCAAGCAAUCAAAUUAGACCCAUAAGAUUUUUAGAUAUUUCAUUACAAAGUUAUAUUUAGGUAUUAAAUUAGGUGUAUCAUUACAAUACUUAGAGGAAUAUAAUAAUGCUUUGAUUAGUUAUGAUUAAGCACUUAAACUUAAUCCAAAACAUAUAGAUUCAUAUAUAAAUAAAGGUAAGAAUCAAAUUUUAUUAAUUAGGAAUUACUUUAAACAUGCUAAAACGAUAUGCUGAAGCUGUCAAAUAAUAUAAUUAUGCCAUUGAAUUGAACAAACAAAAUGCAGAUGCUUAUAAUAGGAAAGGUAUUGAAGAAUGGUUUUAAUAAUAUUAUUAGGGUUUUCAUUAUAUUAAUUAAAGAAAUAUGAAGAAGCCAGAAAUGCUUAUGAUCUUGCCCUUAAAUAUAGCCCAUAGGAUACAUAAAUAUAUAUUAAUAAAGGUAGUUAAUAAUUUUUUAUUUAGGAAUUACUUUAAUGUAAUUACAGUAAAACUAAGAAGCUAUAAAUUAAUUUGAUUAAGCUAUUUUAUUGAAUCCAAAUGAAGAAGAUGCGUAUAGUUGGAAAGGUUAAUAUUGAAAUAAUAUUAGGAUUCACACUAGAAAAAUAACACAUGUAUUAGAAAGCAAUCUAAACAUUCAGAUAUGCUUAAUGUUUAUUUGAAAAUUAGGGUAAUUAAUAUGAAGGAAAUAUUUUGGUAUGGAAAUAAUACCGUUGA